Durotheca rogersii is the source of this 1472-nucleotide messenger RNA. RefSeq lists its product as uncharacterized. Lineage: Eukaryota; Fungi; Ascomycota; Sordariomycetes; Xylariales; Xylariaceae. The transcript is spliced from 3 exons. The record is from RefSeq and is a predicted model, not a curated record. The coding region runs from base 297 to 959 and encodes 220 amino acids.
CAAGCAGAGGUGCAUUGACGAUUGCGCGCUGGUGACGGGCGUAUGCCCAAGUGCCAACAAGCAGCAACUUAGGACUCUAAGGCGCCACUUAGAAUGCUGGUAGGAGGAGAGAAGCCUGCUGGGAGCACCAGAACACCACGAAGCUCAUCUCAUACCUGCUACUAUCUUAUACCAGUUGGGACAACGAGGUUGCACUCGAUCAUCAUAAACGUCCGCCAGCCUCAUUAGGAAAUACCGAAACUACUUGUCCCUUCCGAUUUCCAAUUCUAAGCUCAUCCAUCUCCUAUUCCAUCACCAUGAGGGCCGCCGCAUUCUUUCCGAUCCUCCUUGCCGGCAUGGCUGGCAUGACUUCGGCCGCUGUCCUCCCUCGCUCGGACGCCGACGACAUCGCCAUAUAUGGCAGAAUCGGCAUCUGCUUUUCCUACUUCGCGGACGGGAACAUACAGAAGGAGCUCGCCCCGUGCUCGGUCUGGUGUCCGACGCAAAACCCUGACUCGGACCCGAACGCCGUGGGGUGCAAGGGACCCGGCAUCUCGCGCGAGAAGAUCGACCGCAGUAUCGUCUUCAAGGACGACGACGGGAAGGAGUACACGCCGGGCGAGUGCAUCUGCGACCUGGAGGGCGCGAGCGUCAUCCUCGCCGUCGUACUGAAGGCGCUGUCGGAGCUCGACGAGGUGCUGUGCGGCGUGGUCCUGUCGGCCAUCACGACGCUCGUCGAGGUCGGCCUCAGCGCCUUGCCCGGCGGCGCCCCCGGCACGGCCGCCCGCCGCGCCGUCGAGAGCGCCAAGACCUUCGCCGAGAACGGGCUCGACGCCGCCUCUUACUUCGACAGCUGGAUCGGCGCCGUCUGUGGCAUCCCCAACUUCGCCUUCAACAUCGACGACGUCUUCCAGGGCCUCAACAAUGCCCCCGACUCCCUCGGCAGGAGCAGGGGCUGCUUCAAGAAGGGCGGUUGCUAGGCAUGCUAGUUCUUUGAGGUACUUACGAGUGGGAAUCGGACCUAUACGCAUGUCGACAAUGGGAUAUUGCUUUGCUCGGCGCUUGGGAGGUUUGUGGGAUAGGCGUGUCGGAAUUCCACUCCUUUUUAUUUUAUAUACCCUGUGGUUUGGCGUUCGGGAGCGGUUUGCUCGGGUAGACUGAUAUCGUGGUUCGGGGUGCAUUCUGGAUGGUAGGGGACCGGGCGGGUGGUGUUCAUACCGGCUACCGGAUACGAGCUGAACAUAAUGCUAAUACGUAUCGACAUUGUUGUUUUUGGAGUUUCGAACACUCUCGUGUUGUAUAUCGUUGAUUCCCCGUAUACGUAUACUACGUCAGGUUCCUCGCUCGGGUUAGAGGAUGUGUACCCCCGAGUACCGAUAUCUCCCAAAGAUAUGUAGAUAUCAGGUAUUUUGAACAUAACAGGUGUAUGAUCCUUGCCAUCUGCUGUUCGUCCCCCACAAGCAUAAAGUUACGCUGGUUUAUGACCCCCGCGC